CCAGUCACGACAGAGCAGGCUGCUUCUGUGUGAGCCAACGAGCCGCGGACAGAGAGAGAAACAGUGAGGGACAGAGAGGCACAAAGAGAGGCAGAGUGGAGAAAGGGAGGGAGGCAGAGCACGAGAAAGAAGAGGUGAAGAGCCACGGAGCAAAAAACACACAGCUACAUCGCUGCCACUCUGACGUCUCCCCCUCAUGCGCCUGUUCCGGCUAGUGUGAGCGCAAGAAGAGGAGAGAAAUAGAGAGAGAGAGAUAGAGAGAGACAGAGAGAGAGAGAGAGAGGGACGGACAGGAGGAAAAUAAAUCCCGGGAGCCUGUGCCCCCCUCUUUGCUUUAUGUUCCUUUCCUUUUUUUUCAUCUCCAUCAACCAAGGCAUGAAGGCGGGUGUCAGCUGGCACGGCAAAAUAAAAGAAAGGGAUGCUUUGACUGCUGCCUCUCUUUCGACAAGGGACAAGGAAGAGGAAGGGGGGGACAACACACAGCAGGGACAAAACCGGGAUUUCUAGAAUGAAUGGGAGUCCUUCUGCCGCAUGCGCUCGGAAUAGCAGCCACACGCUGAAGUAUCUGAAUGAGGGGCCGGCCCUGAGGACGUGAAACUGUUGGGAGAGUUUGGAGGUCACAGCUUCCCCCCUGCCUUAGACCACUUUCAACUGCACACAUCUUUGCUCGCCAGGCGGCACCAAUUAAGGCCGGCUUGAGACAAAGAGUUGUGACAGUAUCCGACGACACGAGGAGGAAAGGAAUACACUGGAGGAGGGGCCUGUGCUUGCUGCAGACGGGCAAAGGACUGCUUGUCUGGACACAGUGUUGCCCGUCUGCGGCAGAGGAAGAGGAAAUGGUCGGCUGAGGUGCCAUGGAGGACGUCACCACUGCGUAGCUCGUCCAGUAUGCAGUGUGGCCUUCCCAGCUGCGCAUCCCCUGUGGUGCCAUGAUCCAGUUAUAACUGUGGGUAAUGCCGAGCCAGAUAACCAAUCCUGGAGAUGCCGAAGAGAAGAGAUAUUCUUGCCAUCGUGUUGAUCGUGUUACCCUGGACGCUGCUCAUCACUGUUUGGCACCAAAGCGCUAUAGCUCCACUCCUCGCCAUCCGCAAGGCCUGUCACCAUCUAGUAAAAGAGAUCUUUAUCAUUCCAGAGAGGCUUGCAGUCCGUCACCACCGGCUCUCAGAUGAUGGUGUGGAGGGCAAGAGGGAGGCAGGUGGCCAGGCACAAGACUCCAAGGAAUACUGUGCCUCAGAUAAGGACAUUGUGGAGGUGGUGAGGACAGAGUAUGUGUAUACGCGGCCUCCACCCUGGUCCGAUGUGCUGCCUACCAUCCACAUCAUCACCCCCACAUAUAGUCGACCGGUACAGAAGGCGGAGCUGACACGGCUGGCAAACACCUUCCUCCAUGUUCCCAACCUGCACUGGAUCCUGGUGGAGGACUCCCAAAGGAGAACGCCUCUCGUCACGCGGCUCCUCCGAGAAAUGGGACUUAACUACACCCACCUCAAUGUAGAGACGCCCAGGAACUAUAAGCUGCGGGGUGACACUCGGGACCCCAGAAUCCCCAGGGGGACGAUGCAGAGGAAUCUGGCCCUGCGGUGGCUGAGGGAGACCUUCAACGCCAACAGCAGCCAAGCUGGAAUUGUCUACUUUGCAGACGACGACAACACAUACAGCCUGGAUUUGUUUGAGGAGAUGAGAUCCACUCGGAAGGUUUCAGUGUGGCCUGUGGCCUUUGUGGGCGGCUUGCGGUACGAGUCCCCCAAAGUCAAUGCAGCUGGAAAGGUCUACGGCUGGAAGACGGUGUUCGACCCCCAUCGGCCCUUUGCCAUCGACAUGGCCGGCUUUGCCAUCAACCUGAGGCUCAUCCUCUUCAAGCCGCAGGCGUAUUUUAAGCUUCGCGGGGUGAAGGGAGGCUACCAGGAGAGCAGUUUGCUCCGGGAACUUGUUACACUCAACGACCUGGAGCCUAAAGCAGCCAAUUGCACUAAGAUACUUGUUUGGCACACGAGAACGGAGAAACCUGUCCUCGUGAACGAGGGGAAAAAGGGAUUCACAGACCCCAAUGUGGAGAUUUGACUGUUUCCCCUCAGACCAAGGUGGUUGGCCCUGGACCUGCGGAGGAAGAAAGCUGCGAGUCUCUUGAUAAGUGCAACCAGAGCUCAUGUCUUAAUCAUCAGAAAAAAAAGGAAAUGGGGGCCUUUGAAGGGGGAUUUAAUCCUCUUGACUGAAUCUGACAUUUUUAAAAUAUGGACCAAAACAGUACAAAUGUACCAUAUUAAAGCACAGAUUAGUAAGAGGCGGAAGUUAUUCGUCAGGUAUGCGGCUGAAGUGCAGAGGAGACAACAUAGAGGACUCCUCACAGGGUCAGCGUGGAUAGACGUGACCUGCACCUUCACGGUACAACGGCCCGCUGAGGACAACCCGAUUAAAGAGACAGCACAAUAUGUCAAGCAUACAGCCAGCGGAGUCAACCAAACAAGCAGGUUAAAGAAUAUCCUUCACCUCAAGAACACUAAGGAAAUAAAACACACAUUGCCCGGAUCUGCACGUGGUUCAAAGGAGAAAUUUGGAUUUAAGGACGUCUACAUCAUCAGCCGGGAUAAAAAAAACACGACUCCAAGGACAAAUAUGUCCUUUGUGGAUUUUCCUUUGUGCAAUCACAAACAUAGCAAGGGAAGGAAUGUUCUUUUGAUAACUAUAACAAUGUUUGCUUUAAUUUAAUUUAAUCAGUUUGGGUGUUUCACAAGCACUUGACUUGCUAGUUCAAUACUACUGACUCUUACCUGCAUUUACUCUUGGGUUAUCAUUGUUCAUUUUAUGGUCUCAUUAUAACUCAUGCAUUCAAGCCACCCCCGUACACUUGAAGAGAGACUUCUGUUUGAAAAUGAACCCCCUUGUAGUGCUUGGGUGCUGAAACGUACACGGAGACAUCAAAAUCCUGACACUACCGAGCACUUAAAAAAAGAAAUACACAAAAAAUGUUUGUGUAAAUAGUAAUUCAAAAUGAGAACAAUCAGAUGAUUGGUGACAAAUUUUGACAAAAGCAUUGUACUUCCUGUAUUUAUAUGUAAAAACAAACAAACAAAGUCUCUUCUCUUUUCCCCCUGGUGAAUUCCUGACGACACAUGAUAAGGCACAGGUUCACACUAGGUUCAACACAUGGAAAGAGUAAUAGCACACCACCAAUUUCAUUUGGUAAUAGAAACUCAAACAGUUUGUGACACAUUCAUAACGCAUAGACUCAAAUCAGCUACGCGGUAGACUCACGAAUGUUGACCUAAUUGCCAUGUAAGCUUUCACAUAAAGUGUAAUUUUUUGACUGUGCAGGGAAAAAUGUGUGUCAUUUUAGAGAGCUAAUAUGUUCCCUUGUCUAUGCACGCUCGUGUGUCCACAAGCCACCCAUUAAUAAGCAUCAAAGCCCGAGAAUAUGAUUUUCACUCGGCUCGUCAGUCCCUCUCCUCUCUAAAUAUACACUCUACUAUGAUGUGAAGGUGAUAAAAUUCCCUAAAAUAUCAAUUCAGAUGCUCAGGCUACAUCUGCUGACUUUUAAUACAGCUCACCUUCCAACAGCUGGUGUAAGUUAUGAAGGAUAGAUUCAAAUAAUUGAUGCAUGGCCCCAAAAUAAAUGUGUUUUAUAAAAACUUUGGCUUCCACGUAUGAAAUGAGAGAAUCCACGCUACUCUCAAAUGACAGCAGGCUGAAGAAAAGCACAAAAAUGAAUCUUAUUUUUGCUAAUGAUGUGGUAGCAGCGUUGACGCGCCAUCUUCAGUAUUGUGGAUUGAUGUCUCAUGGUUUUUAUUAGUAUUACGAUCCAUCUGUUGUACAUUGACUGGAUCACAGAAGAGAGUCACCGCACCUCUAACGAUAGACAUCAGCAGCUAUGGCGCUGUGUGUCUUAACAGUGUAACAAAGUUAUUCUACACCUCUUAUAAUAGAAUUUCCCCUUCGAUUUGAUAAAUCAUCCGUCUAGUGCAAAACACAGUGGUGGUUCUUAUCUAACAUUGCCCGGCAGAAGAAGCUGGAGACAAUUCAAACACUGAGCCUUUGUAUCGUUGCCAGAUUAUCUCUGUGCACCCCCUGCCCCUUCAACACACGCAACCCAAAAUACACCGCUGCAGUAUGAAAACUUACAAAGACAUUACGGCCUCUCGGGCUCAUCAGAUGGGGAAACCGUCCUAUUACAUAUUUCUCUUAGAAUAUGAUAAGAGACACAUUUAGGCAAUGGCUGUAUUAUAUUUCUCAUCAGACUGGCUGUUUUCAUUGACUGCAUGAUAUUACACUGCACAGGGACCGUCCGUGGAGAUCACACAGACUAUCUUUGGAUUUGUUCUACUCUUCAACUUGCCUCCCAUUAUUUAUUAAAAAUCAAAUUUAAUAUAUUUAUUCAUGUAUUUAUUUUAAGUGAGGAUGUGCAUUUGAAUCAUAGCAGUGUUUGCCCUUAAAUCUGUAUUUUCCAACUGCUCUCUACAAAAACAGCAUGCGCACAAACAGUAAAUUGUACACAUAGAUUAUCUUAAAGAUCAAUAAUGGGGUUGUGCUACCCACUGGCAUACACACACACACACACACACACACACACACACCGCAUCUUCUUUAUAGCAUUGCUGUUGAUCUAAGUUGUACUUGAGUGGUCAUUGUGGACUUUUAAUCGAACAAACUGAAUCCACCUGAAUUGUUUUUAGUGCUGAAACAAAUUCCAAAAUGGAAAAAAAAACACCAGCGUUUAAAAGACUUAAUUUGAACACUACAGGUUGUCUUAAAAUUGAGUAUCUUGUAUAUAAUUUACCUUUCAAACAAAACUCAACUCUUAUCUUACGUUGCUCUUGUCAAAAUGCAAGCAAACAAACGUCAGGUUUGACGGUACAGGUCAGCAUGCGGUUUGAUUGCUUGGAUGAGAUUAUGUGAUGUUGAUCUCUGUGAUGUUUCCUGAAGCAGCAGAACAAAUCAAAGGGCUUCACCUUUAAAGUGAUGUUGUUCAAAUGUUGUCAGACAUCUGAUUUGGCAUUUUUCUGACUUCAACAGCUGACGUAUCAAGCAAUAUGUAAUGCUCACAAAUAAUUGAUCUACUAGAACCAACCUAUCGAUGCAUCAACUGUAACAGUGCAGGUUAUUCAGUAUUUAAUGUCAGUAAAUGAGCAUUACCCUGUGAGGGGCUUCUCUAAGGCACAAUACACACAAGUCCUCUCUUUUUCCUCAUCUCCAUUGUCAUCCCCCAGCCUCAUGUGAUUCACAUUUUAUGCAUGUGACUCUUUAAGGUUGUUUAUUUGCCACAGCAAUUCUGUCUCAGAGAAAGAUGUUAGUUGAAUCAAGUGAAAUAAAUAACUGAGAAGAA
Molecule: messenger RNA, 5317 nt
Organism: Anarrhichthys ocellatus (wolf-eel)
Lineage: Eukaryota; Metazoa; Chordata; Actinopteri; Perciformes; Anarhichadidae
Gene: b3gat1a
Product: beta-1,3-glucuronyltransferase 1 (glucuronosyltransferase P) a
Exons: 9
Coding region: 982-2061 (359 amino acids)
Biological process (GO): chondroitin sulfate proteoglycan biosynthetic process; carbohydrate metabolic process
Cellular component (GO): Golgi membrane
Molecular function (GO): galactosylgalactosylxylosylprotein 3-beta-glucuronosyltransferase activity
Source: RefSeq, a predicted model, not a curated record